Messenger RNA from Neurospora tetraspora, 1173 nucleotides. RefSeq names its product Peroxidase, family 2-domain-containing protein. Gene Ontology annotation, molecular function: peroxidase activity. The transcript is spliced from 4 exons. NCBI's taxonomy places the organism in Eukaryota, Fungi, Ascomycota, Sordariomycetes, Sordariales, Sordariaceae. Bases 270 to 1079 code for a protein of 269 amino acids. The record is from RefSeq and is a predicted model, not a curated record.
CACAGCAUGGCGAGCGGGUAAAAACCUCAGGGUAGUACCUGUGACGUUGUUUCAGCCCAACAGCGGGAGGGAGCUCGGGAGCAUAAAACCGGGGUAGCUUCCAACUCCAUUUUUGACCUUUCAUCAUCAUCACCGGCCGGGCCAACAACACUCACUUCACUCAUUCAACGUCAAGCCUCUCACUGACAAUCGCGAUCGACUUACCAUUAACACCAACUCACCAACCGUCCACACACCUAGACUACCUAGCAAGAGGUCACCCGCCCACCAUGUCCUCCUCCUCCUCCUCAAACAUAACCUCCACAGCCUUCGGCAUAAAAGUCAUGUCCUUCCUCACCUCCAUUCUGGCCGGGGGGAUAGAAGCCUACGCCAAACUCACCGGGAAAAGCGAAGAUAAAGAAGAGGAUCACUCCUGGCAGAAGCCGGGGCCUGAUGACCGCCGCUGCCCCUGCCCAAUGCUAAACGCCCUAGCGAACCACGGCUACCUCCCGCACGACGGCAAGGAUAUCUCCCUGGCGGCAUUGAUGCAAGGCCUAAAAAGGGGGAUCAAUUUGGCGCCGGAUGCGAGUCUGAUUGUUGGGUUCAAGGCGUUGCAGGCUAGUAGCACGGGGAGGUGGAUUACUUUUCACCUUGACGAUCUUAACAAGCAUGGAGUCAUCGAACACGACGGAUCGUUAUCAAGAGGGGACAUCAGCAUGGGCGACAACCACACCUUCUCGCCCGAAAUCUGGGCCACCACUCUUCAAGUGAUCGGCUCCGACGAGCGGAUUAGUAUUGAGAAAGCAGCGCAAAUGCGCGGGUUUAGGAUUGCGGAAGGGCCCAAGAUUAACCCCCACGGAUUUAAGAUGAGUAGCGAUGAUUUGCGGUUUAGUGCUAUUGAGACGGCCUUGUAUUUGCGCGUGUUUGGACGGGGAACGGAGGGCGGGGCGGAGACGAGGUGGGUGAGGGUUAUGUUUGAGGAGGAAAGGCUCCCAAUUGAAGAAGGAUUCAAGAGGUCCGACAACCCGCUCACGAUUGCGGAGAUUUUGGAAUUGCAAAGGAAGGUUGAGGCUGUCGGUGCUGCUCCUGAUCCGAAGUGAGCGAUGAAGGAGGCUUUGGUGACGGACCAUAGAUUGAUUGAAUGAUGAAAAGACAAUUUUGAAAAGACAAGAAGCAAUUCUGCGAUCGCAAUAG